Molecule: messenger RNA, 615 nt
Organism: Neltuma alba
Lineage: Eukaryota; Viridiplantae; Streptophyta; Magnoliopsida; Fabales; Fabaceae
Product: F-box/kelch-repeat protein At3g23880-like
Exons: 1
Coding region: 1-615 (204 amino acids)
Molecular function (GO): protein binding
Source: RefSeq, a predicted model, not a curated record
AUGUCUGAUCGUUUACCCCAAGAAAUUGUGGAGGAAAUCCUUCACAGACUACCCGUCAAGUCUCUUGUGAAAUUCAUCACGGUUUGCAGAGCUUGGAAUUCGCUCAUCACAAAUCGAACUUUCAUAUCUGAUCAUCUCAACCGUACAAUCGAAGCUUCCAAUAGCGGGGGCUCCCUCUUUUUUCAAUUCUGUCUUAAAAAAUACAAACGGCAGAUUCAUCUUCAUCAAGAGGAGUUUUACUCAUUGUACUCAGUUAAUCAGCAAACCAAUCACUUCUCUGUAGAGAGAUUCCCACUCUCUCAUCUAUUUCGGCGGGAUCGUCUUGAUAUAUUUGCUGGCACAUGUAAUGGCCUCGUCUCUGCUGCUGACUAUUCAUCCUUCCAUUCCGCAACUAUCCUUAUUUGGAAUCCCUUGCUUCGCAAAUAUUUGGUGCUUCCCAAACCAAUCAUGACCUGCAAAAAACGCAAACGUCAACUUUAUGACGACUAUCACCUACAUUUUGGGUUUGGUUUUGAUUCCAAGAAUAAUGAUUACAAGGUCAUUAGACUCAUGAUUCUUUGCGCUGAACAAGAUACUCCUCACGUUGAGGGUUUCUCGUUCUUGGAGAAUUAUUGA